Talaromyces stipitatus ATCC 10500 is the source of this 732-nucleotide messenger RNA. RefSeq lists its product as uncharacterized. The transcript is spliced from 3 exons. NCBI's taxonomy places the organism in Eukaryota, Fungi, Ascomycota, Eurotiomycetes, Eurotiales, Trichocomaceae. The coding region runs from base 1 to 732 and encodes 243 amino acids. The record is from RefSeq and is a predicted model, not a curated record.
AUGACUCCGUUUCCACCAUAUGAGCCGGACCUCCAGGCGACCAUGAGCAAUCCAAACGUGGACACGCUGUUCGGAUACCCCAUGGUCGGAUCGGGUCUAAAGGGGCCUCAAUACCAGCCUGAGAAUGUUGAAUAUCAAGAGGAACAAGAGAAAUGGGCCAAAGAAAUGAGCCAAACCCCUCCCAACAACAGUCCUACCGAAGGCCGCAAAGCUCUAAAGCGUGGUCGUCAGCCAAGCCCUGAAACGGAGGAAGACCCGAUCUUUGGUUCUCCUACAAAACGACGCAAGACAGAUGUCGAGAUGACCGAUGCUAUGGAGAUCCAGGAGGAAGAUACCUACUCGGUGCGGGACGCUAUGCUUUGGGGAUCUUCCUGCGUACCGGAAUCAUUACUCUCUUCUCCUCAGAAAUUUUCACAAACAAUUUCCGAGAGUCCUAAAAGUAAUUUUGAAGAACAGCACGGAGCGCAACCUGUUUCCAUCCCAGACUCAUGGAACUUCACCAUCUGGGAGGAUCUCGAUGCCGGAACAGACGAUUAUAGCAUGGUCGGUCAAAUGGAAUCUUGGAUUCAUGAGUACGAUGACGAGGACAAGGAGAAUGCGCCUCCUCCUCCCCUUCAGCUUGACGUGCUUAUGGAGGAUGCAAACGUUUUUCUCGAUGGUGAAUGGUACUAUGUAGAGGAACCAAUGUACCCGCGCAACAUACUCAGCGAGCUCUCGAUCCAGCAGAACUGA